AUGAUCAAUAGUGCUAGUGCUGCAUCGUCACCGACAAGUACUCCGACAAAUCCGAACAAUCUUUCGAGUUUUGUACCAUGUCCACAUACAUUUGUUGCUACAAGAGUUAAACAAAAUCAUAUAUGCGACAGUAGCUAUUCCGAUAAUUCUCAACGACGAAUUGUUCCACGUGUAUGUCGUCUUCGAACAAAUGAUAAUUCAAUGGCUAUUUAUGCACUUGUUGAUCCAAUGGAUACAAAUAUGAUUGCAUCUGAUGUUUGUAUUAAUAUGCUUGUAGAACAAUUAAGUAAAGUAUCCUUCGAAGAUGAAUCAUAUAAAAAGAAAAUUAGUGAUAAUAUGCAACAAAUUUUUUAUGAAACUGAAAAUCGUCUAUUACAAAUGACAUUUGAUCAUGCUGAAGAAAAAGCAACAUUGACACACUCUAAUGAUAUUACUGCUGAAAAAUGUUUACCUUCAUUAGGCGAAGCUCAGUCUGGUGCUUUUUUAUUUGCUGCCACUGUUACACAAUCAUAUGUUUACAUUGCAUAUGUUGGAACUAUUCGAGCUUUUCUUAUAUCGAAUAAUAAUGGUGAGUUACGUAUAGGGGAUAAUCGACCACAAUAUUAUCACGCUGGCUCAUUACAUACAAUUGAUAAUGAGGAUGAAAGCCUUCGAUUAAGAAAUCUUAAUGUUAAUCUUGAACAAGUUAGAAAUGAAGGAUUAGAUAAUAAUCAUUCUAAAUUUACUCGAUGCAUUGGAAAAUUAUCUGAAAAAUUACUUUCAUCAGCAGCAUCAGCUAAUGAUGUUAAUGAAGCACGAUGUAAUGCACUUAUAUGUGAACCAAGGUUUGAUAAAUUUAAACUUUUUCCUCAAGAUUUUGCAUUUGUUAUGAUGACUGAUAAACUCUAUGAAAUGUAUUUAAAAACAGGUAUUUCUGAACAAGAUAUUCCAACUGAUUUUAUUGGGCUUCUUAAUGAGUCUAUAAGUACAUCUAACCCAGCACAACGUAUUCUUGAUAAAAUUGAAGAUCGAUUUCAGAAGACGAAUGAUGGUAUUAACGAGGACAUUGCUCUUCAAGAUAUGGGUCUACUUAUUCAUUUUUUUCAACAUCCAAAGAAUAUAAAUCAACCUCCUCAAUUUGUUAUUACACCAAAUACAAUAAGACGAAUCGUUGAUGGUGAAGUUACUGUGGAUGAAGUAAAAAAUUUUAUUACCAAACAGAAUGAUAUACAACAAAAACGAGAAAGAAACCGUAAUUCAUCAAGAAGUGAUAAACAUAAACGUGAAAAUCAAACACAUUCUAGUACAAUAGAACCAUUUGUUCGAUUUGAUGUUUAUGAAAAAUUAUUAAAUGAUAAUGACGAAUUACGUCAAGCAAACAAAUUUAUUACUGAUCUUCUUUAUACUCAGUCGACAUCUGCUAUGGAUGAGGAAUUAACUGAAUUUUUGAAAAAAAAUCCAUCUUUAAAAUGUGAUUGA
Messenger RNA from Rotaria sp. Silwood1, 1458 nucleotides. The record is from the annotation of a GenBank genome assembly. NCBI's taxonomy places the organism in Eukaryota, Metazoa, Rotifera, Eurotatoria, Philodinida, Philodinidae.